CUCCUUUUCAGUCUCCAAGCUCUCUUCUGCGGAACUUACGGUUUUGUCUCUGUAGAGUAGAAGCACGAAGAAAAAAUGAUAAAGAGACGAUUUUACAAGCUUGAGCAUGGUGAUAAAGACAGUGGAUCCGACUCAUCUUGCUUCUCUUCUGAUUCUGAUCCUGAGACAGAGGAAUCAGAAGAAUCUGAAGAAGAAGACUCUGUUGCAGAAGUUUCUGAGGAAGAUGAGGAUUCAGGAGAUGAUGAAUCCCCAGCUGCUGACGAAGACGCUGAUGUUGAGGAUGUUGAUGAUAACUCGGAUGCUGAUGACUAUGGUGGGACAUUGGAGAAGAUGUCAAUGAAUCGUUAUUUAGAAGAACCACCGGAAGAGGUGGAAGAGAACUAUAUUCUAGGUUGUAUGAUACAAUCCAAAUCGGUUUAUAAAUGCAGAUAUUGUCCAACCGUUGUUUGCUUGAAUGAGAACACAAUGCAAGCACAUGUUUUAUCAAAGAAGCAUGCCCGUAUGGAGAAAUUAGUGAAAGAAGGAAAGGUCAGAACCGAUGAUGAAGAAGGUGAUGAUGAUCCAGAGACAGCAUCUCAGGAGAAGCAGACUAAAGGAAACAGAAGAUCACAAAGACAGGGAAAGAGAUCCCAUAAACAGGAAAAGGGCUCAUCAACCAAACAUGAAGAAAGCGAAGAAGUUGACGAUCCAGAGACGCCAUCUCAGGAGAAGCAGAUAAAAGGAAACAGAAGAGCACAAAGAGAGCAUAAGAGAUCACAAAAACAGGAAAAGGGUUUAUCGACCAAACAUGGAGAAAACAAUGAGGUUGACAAUCCAGAAACGCCAUCUCAGGAAAAGCAGAUAAAAGAAAACAGUAGAGCACGAAGGCAGCGUAAGAGAUUAGAAAAGCAGGGAAAGGUUUCAAUAACCAAACAUGGAGAAAACGAAGAAGUUGAAGAUCCAGAGAUGCCAUCACAGGAGAAGCAGAUAAAAGGAAACAGUAGAUCACAGAAACAGCUUAAGAGAUCAGAAAAACAGGAAAAGAGUUCAUUGACCAAGGUAGGAGAAAACGAAGAUGCAUCGCAAAAAUCAAGUGAGGUCGAAGCUCUACUGAGUUUGAAAUCAUCCACUGAUCCUUCAAACUCAAUUCCAUGGCGAGGAACAGAUCCUUGCAACUGGGAAGGAGUUAAGAAAUGUAUCAAUGGAAGAGUCUCAAAGCUUGUUCUUGAGAAUUUGAACCUCACUGGCUCACUCAACCACAAGAGUUUGAACCAAUUGGAUCAACUUAGAGUACUUAGUUUCAAAGGCAACUCUCUCUUUGGCUCAAUCCCUAACCUCUCCUGUUUGGUUAACCUCAAAUCUCUUUAUCUCAAUGAUAAUAACUUCUCCGGUGAGUUUCCUGAAUCACUGACGUCUCUACACCGAUUGAAAACCGUUGUUCUUUCGGGAAAUCGGUUUUCCGGAAAGAUUCCUACCUCGUUGCUCCGUCUUUCCCGCCUUUACACGCUUUACGUUCAGGACAAUCUCUUCUCUGGUUCCAUUCCUCCUCUCAACCAAGAAACUCUCAGAUUCUUUAAUGUCUCGAAUAAUAACCUCUCUGGCCAUAUCCCACUUACACAAGCUUUGAAUCGGUUCAAUGAGUCGUCGUUUACCGGUAACAUUGCUCUCUGCGGUGAUCAGAUUCAAAACUCCUGCAAUGACACAACCGGAAUCACUUCAACUCCAUCAGCAAAACCAGCAAUCCCUGUAGCCAAAACGCGGAACAGAACAAAGCUCAUCGGAAUCAUUUCCGGAAGCAUUUGUGGCGGAAUAUUGAUACUUCUUCUGACAUUGCUUCUCAUAUGUUUUCUUUGGAGACGGCACCAAAUCAAAUCCAAGAGAGAAGAGAGGAGAAGCAAAGCCGUGGCAGAGUCAGAAGGAGCAAAGGCGGCUGAAACAGAGGAAGGUACCAGUGACCAGAAAAACAAAAGGUUCUCAUGGGAGAAAGAAAGUGAAGAAGGAUCAGUGGGGACUCUGGUUUUCUUGGGAAGAGACAUCACGGUGAUGAAAUACACCAUGGAUGAUCUACUCAAAGCUUCAGCGGAAACGUUGGGAAGAGGAACGUUAGGGAGCACUUACAAGGCGGUGAUGGAGUCUGGAUUCAUCAUCACUGUUAAGAGGCUCAAGGACGCGGGGUUUCCUCGAAUGGAUGAAUUCAAGAGACACAUUGAGAUCCUAGGCAGGCUCAAGCACCCUAAUCUGGUGCCUCUCAGAGCUUAUUUCCAAGCCAAAGAAGAAUGCUUGCUCGUUUACGAUUACUUCCCCAAUGGAAGUCUCUUCUCUCUUAUCCAUGGAAGUAAAGUUUCCGGGAGUGGGAAGCCUCUUCACUGGACAUCAUGUUUGAAAAUAGCAGAGGACUUGGCAAUGGGCCUGGUCUACAUUCAUCAGAAUCCUGGCUUAACGCAUGGGAACUUGAAAUCAUCCAAUGUUUUGUUAGGUCCAGACUUCGAGUCCUGCCUCACGGACUACGGCCUCAGCGAUCUUCAUGAUCCUUACUCGGUUGAAGAUACAAGUGCAGCCUCUCUCUUUAACAAAGCUCCUGAAUGCAGAGACUUACGCAAGGCCUCAACACAACCCGCUGAUGUUUAUAGCUUUGGAGUCCUCCUUCUAGAGCUUCUAACAGGUAGAACUUCAUUCAAGGACCUUGUUCAUAAAUACGGGUCUGAUAUCUCCACAUGGGUGCGUGCGGUGAGAGAGGAAGAGACUGAAUUAAGUGAGGAGAUGAGUGCUUCUGAGGAGAAACUUCAGGCUCUUUUGAGCAUCGCGACAGCUUGCGUGGCUGUUAAGCCGGAAAAUCGUCCUGCGAUGAGAGAGGUCUUGAAGAUGGUGAAAGAUGCAAGGGCUGAAGCAGCUCUGUUCUCAUUUAACAGCAGUGAUCAUUCGCCUGGGAGAUGGUCGGAUACGAUUCAGAGCUUGCCAAGGGAAGAUCAUAUGAGCAUCUAAUUCAAGUUGUUGCAGCCUUCUCCAUUGUUUUGAUUUUUGAAGUAGCUAGGGGUUCAUAAUCUUAUACUCUCUCGUAUAAUAUAUGCUUCCUAAAUUG
Arabidopsis arenosa is the source of this 3058-nucleotide messenger RNA. The record is from the annotation of a GenBank genome assembly. Lineage: Eukaryota; Viridiplantae; Streptophyta; Magnoliopsida; Brassicales; Brassicaceae.